Molecule: messenger RNA, 333 nt
Organism: Staurois parvus
Lineage: Eukaryota; Metazoa; Chordata; Amphibia; Anura; Ranidae
Source: the annotation of a GenBank genome assembly
UGUCCGCAGUCUCUGGUUUUGCUCCUGACACACUGUCGGCAGUCCCUGGUCAUCUCCUGUACGUUGUGUCCGCAGUCUCUGGUCAUCCCCUGUACUGUGUCCGCAGUCUCUGGUCAUCCCCUGUACUGUGUCCGCAGUCUCUGGUCAUCCCCUGUACUGUGUCCGCAGUCUCUGGUCAUCUCCUGUACUGUGUCCGCAGUCUCUGGUCAUCUCCUGUACUGUGUCCGCAGUCUCUGGUCAUCCCCUGUACUGUCCGCAGUCUCUGGUCAUCUCCUGUACUGUGUCCGCAGUCUCUGGUCAUCUCCUGUACUGUGUCCACAGUCUCUGGUCAUC